Molecule: messenger RNA, 600 nt
Organism: Knipowitschia caucasica
Lineage: Eukaryota; Metazoa; Chordata; Actinopteri; Gobiiformes; Gobiidae
Source: the annotation of a GenBank genome assembly
AUGAAACCGUCGCAUCUCAAACGGCAUCUUAAAACCAAACACGGGAAACAUAACGACAAACCAGUGGAAUUUUUUUUACGAAAACGUGAAGAACUGAAGCAGUCAAAGUCCAUCAUUCAAUCCUGUGGAACACCUGUAGCCAAAGCACAGGAGGCUUCAUAUCGUGCCAGCCUCAGGAUCGCCAGAGCCGCUCAGGAGGAUAUUCUGUUCUGUCAGUCACUUGAAACCAGAACUACGGCAGAGCACAUAUUCCAGCUACUGAACGCGUUUAUCCAUGAGAAUGGACUGGACUGGAAAAAGUGUGUGGGGGUGUGUACAGACGGCGCGAGGGCUAUGACGGGUCGUAACAGCGGGGUAGCCACUCGCAUCAGAGAGGUGGCACCUGAGAUGCGCUGGACUCACUGCAGUAUCCACCGUGAGGCACUGGCAGUGAAGAAGAUGCCUGAUGACCUGAAGUCUGUGCUGGACUCUGCUGUAAAAACUGUGAACUUCAUAAAGUCCAGACCGAUGAAUGCUCGCUUAUUUCAUGUGCUCUGCGAGGAGAUGGGUAGUGAGCAUGUCCAACUCUUGCUUCAUACUGAAAAAGCAGCCAGUGUGUAA